GAAUUGUUCCUGAGAGAUUUAAGCUGGCAAAAGUAAUACUUGUAUUCAAGAAAGGUCUGUCUACUAAUUUAAAUAAUUAUCGACCUAUUUCUCUUCUGUCGGUUUUUAAUAAACUUCUAGAAAAACUAAUGUUUAAUAGAUUAAUAGUCUUUCUUAACAAAAAUAGUAUUCUUUACAACAAGCAGUUUGGAUUUCGUACAGGAUAUUCGACUGAUUCUGCGAUUUUGUGUAUUGUUGAUAAAAUUCAAAAAGCAAUUGAAGAGUGCCAAUUUUCAUGUGGUGUAUUUUUGGAUUUCAGUAAGGCAUUCGAUACAGUUAAUCAUGAAAUUUUGAUUAUGAAACUUGAGCAUUAUGGAAUUAGAGGGAUAGCAAAAGAUUGGCUUGCUUCCUAUCUUAGUAAUCGAAAACAAUUUGUCUUUUUGAAUAAUGUAUCAUCAGAUCAACUAACACUAUCUUGUGGUAUCCCCCAAGGAUCGGUACUGGGACCAUUGCUGUUCCUGCUAUAUGUAAAUGAUUUCAAUUGUUGCUCAAAACUUUUAGAUUUUCAUUUAUUUGCAGACGAUUCAAAUAUUUUCUAUAAACACAAAAACUUGCUUACAUUACAAAAUGACUUGAAUAAUGAGCUAAAUAAUGUACACAUAUGGUUGUGCUCAAAUCGCAUUUCUCUGAAUAUUGAAAAGUCAAAUUUUGUUAUUUUCCAUCCUCCACAAAAGAAAAUAUCCUUAAAUUUCAAAUUAUAUUUGAAUGGAAAAGAACUAAAACAAGAACUUUGUAUUAAAUAUUUGGGAAUCUAUAUAGAUUCUAAUCUUAACUGGAAAAGUCAAACAAUUUACAUUGCAAAAAAAAUUAAAAGAAGUAUUGGGAUCCUUUCCAAAUUACGCUACCAUGUUUGUGAGCAAAUUCUUGUAAAUCUUUAUUAUGCAUUGAUUUACCCGUUCUUGAUUUAUGGAAUAACUAUUUGGGGUAAUACAUACCCCUCUACUCUACAACACUUGUAUAUCUUACAAAAAAAAGCUAUACGAAUAAUUACAUUUGCAAAAUACGAGGAACACUCAAGUCCCUUAUUUAAAAGAUUGAAUAUCAUGAAAUUGCCUGAUCUUGUUUCUUUCCAUCUUGCCAAAUUUAUGUACAAAUUCCAUAACAACUUAUUACCGGUGGCCUUUGGUCAGUUUUAUAUUCCGGUCCAUGAGGCUUCUAAUUAUAGUACAAGACUUGCCGUUAAACAAUCAUACUAUUUACCAAAAACUAAAACCAAUUAUGGUAUCUUUAAUAUAAGAUUCCAAGGUGUUAAAAUCUGGAAUUCUCUAGACGAGAAUGUCAAAUCUCUCUCUCUCUUGCAAUUCAAAAAGAGAAUAAAAAUUGAAAUGAUCCAGAAAUAUUGAGAAUUGUAACAAGAAUUAACUUUAUUAUUUGAUGUAAAAAUGAACAUUGUAAUGAGGUUAUUUUGCGUGCAGCUCUCUCCAACGUAUAUAUCCUACUGGAGACAGCUGUUCUGUGAGCUAGUUUUAUAUUUAUAUUUUCCCCAGUCCUUAUUGGCUGCACCCUCUUUCUAGCCCUUAUGGUUAUUUUGUGCAGCCAGUGCUCUAACUUAUAUAUACAACAUAUGUAAACAACUAAUUUUCUUUCCUUCUUGUGAGUACGAAUAAAACAUUAUUACAAGUCUAUUUUUACCGUUUGACAUUCGUUUAUUUGUUCAAAUUGUUUUUAGCAUAAUGCUGAUUGGCUAAUGCGCCGUUUGUUGAUUUUUUUCAAUUUUUGUUGUGCAAUGUGAUUGGUACGAUUAGUGUUCUCUAAGUGGCCCACUUACUGUAGACACACUGUAAUAUGGCGUUCUCUAAGUGGCCCACUUACUGUAGACACAUAUGUAAUAUGAAGUGUUUGUCAAUCAAAACAUGCAAAUCUCAAUGAUUUUAUUGCUGGGGAAGAUCGUUAUGACUGAUAUGAAUCACUACUAAAAAUAAAUGAAAAGUGAAAUUUUUAAUGAAUUUUGUGGACCUUGACAAUACAUGCACCAACCACUCGCUCUUUCUUAACAGAGGACCGGAAGUACGAGUUCGAAAGCUAAUUGAAUACAGCUGAAGAGGAUAUUUGAAUUUAGUGUUGAUGGACAAUUUAAUUUUAAUUUUUGAUGUGAACUUUCAACUCAACGGAUUAAAAUUUGACGCUACCUGCGUACCCAUAUUUGGAGGUUGAUUCCAAGUGUCCUGACUCCUGGACUUCAAUACGACAAACGUUGGACUUUGAUUUGCAAAAUCGAAAUAAUAUUUUCCUGACACAUGAUAUUCAUUGUGAAUUUUACUUGAAAUUAUCAAUAUUUCAUGCAAAAAAUGUUGUUUUGAGAAACGUUGGAAAUUUUGAAGUUCAUAUAUAUAUAUUAAUAAAAUGUAAGAGUAUGUCAGCAGACGAUGACAUAUUCCUCGCGGAAGCAUCGCCAAUAGCCGACCGAUGUUGAUGUUGAUGGAAAUGGGCUGGAGACGAGGAUUUGGGUGAUGGGUCAUUGCAAAUAUUGUUCGAUGAAUACAAGGCAAGAUGUUCAUUUGUUAGGAGUAUUGGCACAUCUGUGAGAUUGAAUUGGACAUUUAAAGAUAUAGACAAAGUGCAAAGUGACCUACAGCAUGAUUUAGAUUUUCUAAAAACUGGUUCCAAAACUGCCAACUUAGCAUACACUAAAGCAGUUAAAGAGGGUAAGACAAUCGAGAAAUCAAUGAUGGAAUUAGCUUGGGCUGCUACUGGAUUUGAUGAUCUUAUUAAGAAACUUGAAAGUCUACGCAGGGAUUUGGAUGCAUUUGUUGGUGGUGAUGAAGAUGUUCAUUUAUGUGCAAUCAAGUUGGAGCUUCUUAAUUACCUCAAAGGACUAUUUUCUAAGAAACGAGUAGCUGCGACUCAUUUACUGGUAUUUAUGAUUGCAGAUGAGCUGAGAAAUCGCAAGCCAUAUGCCAUCCCCAUACGCUUCAUGCCAUAUAUGUCACUAACCGAUGGCAAAUUAAGUGAGCUUGAAAUUCAGUUAGAAGAUGCUAUGAGAAGUAAAGGGAUGAUAGUUGUAGGUGUGUGGUGAAUUUCUCUAUAAUCCUUUGUCUUAGUUUGACUAAGUGGUUGAUAACCUCAACACCAAAUUAAUACAGCUGCAGUGAAAUUUUUUAAAUAUUUUUGAGUGAAAUAAUGGAAUUAUCGUGCAAAAGAAAGUAUUUCAUUGUUUAAUAUUUCACUGAAAGAGAUUUUAAAAUUUGCUAAUGCUGCCGUUUCCUAAACAAGCAUUUUAUUGUAUCUGACCAAACCAUCCUGAAAUUGCUGUAUAUGCAAUGAAUAUAAGCCCCCCUGAAUAUAAUCCCCGUGUAUAACCCUACCACAUGUACUAAUGCUCACCUCAUUCCAAAUAUAAGCCCACCUAAAUAUAAACACACCCGAAUAUAAGCCCAAUGCUGAGAAAUGCUGAAUUGUGUACUUGCAUAUUUAUCGAUUUGAGUAUGAUUUUUUUGUCCAGGUUUCACAACAGACGGGGAAUUUAAUUCUUUGCGAACAAUGGGAAUUACACGUCCAAUAUCUGUAAUUGAACUUAUAAAGAGUGCAAAAAAACAAGCAAGGAGUAUUCAUGUGAAGACCAUAUUUACAUACUUUAAACUGGAUGGAAAAGGUGCAAAUUGAAUUGAUUCUCAUUUCAAUUUUAUUCACGCCUUUUAGCGUAGAGUAGAGUAGAGUUUCUGUUUAUAUUUCCAGUCGAAAACAGCUGUAGCUAUUUAUUUUUUAAUAGGUAAUCCAAUUUGUUCACAUGCAGCUGUUACCCUGUCAGAGGUCCUAUGGCUGAAUGAAUUCAUAUCUGAACGUGAAGAAGAUCCAGAGUUAUUUGAAAAUGCUGUUCGCAUGUUAUAAGGAAAUUAUUCCCAUUUAUGCACGAUCCACACCCUUGGGUGCAAGGUAGAGUUACCGUGUUUUUUUUUAUACACACUGUAAUUAGUUUUCUGAGGUGGUUGGUAUUUGUCGCUUCUGAUGUUAUCAUAAGCAAUUGUUAUACCGCAGACCUAACCGGAAACAUUGUAAGAAAUGCAACUUAAGUCCUCCGGUGGGAAUUGAACCAAUGCAGACUAGGUAUUUUAUUCUGUCUAAUGCCAGCCAAUUUUACCUGCCACUGAACCAACAUGUGUUGUCGUAUUUUGAUAGGGAGACCUGAAACAACUGGAGAGAUCGUGAAAUCUAUUAUGGCUAUUUUAAUCUAUCGGAAAAGUAUUGAUGAUCUCAAGAAUCAUGCCAGUGAUCCUGCUAAUUUUGCUGACCACCUAUACCAGCCAGAGAAAGAUGCAAAUGGCGAGAGAGUACAUCAUCGUGAGGAUCACAACCAUCUGCUGAAGCGCAUAGUUUCAAGGCUUCGACAAGGGCAUAUCCCAGGCUUAGACCUACGACACCUCAGAGAUGCCCUACAUGAUCCUUCAACCGGUUUGACAUACGAGGCACUAACAGGAAAGAACAAGCAGUCUGUGCCAGAUUGUGAGCGUCUCAUAAAUCCUGGUGUUAUUUCUUUCCUGGAACGGAAAUGUCACACGACUGAUGCAUGCAUCAUAAAGCGUCUACACAACUGGCACAAAGCAGUGGAUGGACGGGGGUUAUCAGAAAUGCAGAGGUCUUCGUUUUUCAUGGUUUUCAUGGUCUAUAAUCAAUUAGCCUUUCUCACGCCGUCAUUUUUGGGUGGCAUUUCUGCCAAAGUCAGUGAGAUACGUGGACAUAACAGUGGCUUCUUAAAAUUUUUUGGACGAAUGAUGGUAGAUUUGCUUUGUAAAUGGUUAGUUUAUUUUGAAAAAGUGCUUUUCACAUUGUUUUGAUUGUCUGCAUUGGUUAAAGAGAAUUAGAUGCCACCAAAAAUGGCGGAUGUUCGUCUUCGUGAGAAAGGCUAAUUUUUUGUUUUAGAGAAAAAAGAUUCACUGCGUAAUAUGCUGUUUAAUAUUUAUAACUAGGAGAAUUAAAGGCAUAUGUGGUCUGACUCAAGAGAUUAUAAUUGGCCUUGUAGCCAAUCUGGAGAGUAGAGAGCAGCGGCGUGUAGAGUAUGAAGAUCGAGGUCUUCCCCCAGAGCACCAUCGGGCAUCAGGGUCAGAUGAUGUUGAAGGAAUUAUUGGUCUCAUGCACGAGAUGCUUGGUGACAUACUCGACAUGAAACAAUUCAUUGCUGCCAAAAGGAAAAUUUUUAAUGAAUUCACAAAGCGAAUUGACCCGGAUUUAAAAUUCUUCUAUUGGUCUGGAACCAAGGAACGGUACACAGAUUUCGAAUUGCCCUCAUUUAAUCAGCCAUCCAAUGGAACUGGCAAAGAGAGACUAGACGAUGUAAACCUGUCACGACGAGGUGACCCAGGGGUGUUCGUAGCGAACAGGGUAUUCUUGCCGCAAAGGGGACAGCUCACGGCAAGGGCAAAGUUUCAUCGGGAUCCUGUGGAACUGCCACCAGUGCAGCGGUUAACUUAA
Messenger RNA from Paramuricea clavata, 5445 nucleotides. NCBI's taxonomy places the organism in Eukaryota, Metazoa, Cnidaria, Anthozoa, Malacalcyonacea, Plexauridae. The record is from the annotation of a GenBank genome assembly.